This is a messenger RNA of Hydra vulgaris (swiftwater hydra), 2702 nucleotides long. RefSeq names its product neurogenic locus notch homolog protein 1. Lineage: Eukaryota; Metazoa; Cnidaria; Hydrozoa; Anthoathecata; Hydridae. Gene Ontology annotation, molecular function: calcium ion binding. The record is from RefSeq and is a predicted model, not a curated record. Gene Ontology annotation, cellular component: membrane.
UUUCUUUGCAUAAAAGAAGACCGAUGAGUAAUACAUGUUAAAACAUAAAAUCUUCAUCAACAAGACAUUAAACUGCUUCGCAUAUACGAAAGGAGUGGUGUAGCGAAAAAUAAAUAAAGAGUUUAAGUGUUGAAAAAGAAAAUGUUAGCAACAGCCACAUUUGUUGUCUUAUUGAGUCUUGUAGCAGGCCAAGAGCGUUUGUUAUUUUAUUGUGGGUUUGAAACUGAUACUUGUAGUUUGGACACAGCACUCCAACCCUUAACUAAUGCAAAUGCUUGGCAAAGAACUAAUAAGAAAACACCAUCACAAAAUACUGGACCAUCCUUUGCCUAUAAUGGCACCUUCUUUCUUUUCUUUUUAUCCUCUUUACCUAAUAACAUUAACAGUUCAAACUUACCUUUAACUCUUACACUUUCUUCGAGUGCAACAUCCUUACGCCUUAAAUUUGCCCUUCAUGCAUAUGGAUCUGAUAUUCAAUCUUUUAAUAUUCGCUUUUUUAAUGCUAAUAUGGGGCUUUUGAGAGAUGAUCAAGUACUUAGUGGUCAAUUACAAGCAAGUUCAGAUGCUCCUUGGACAGUCGUUGACAAAACAUAUACAUUCACAUCAACAGUAAUGACAAUUCAAUUUGUUGUUGGUUGUACUCCAUAUAAGUUUCAAGCAAAUGUAGCCAUUGAUGAUUUGAGUGUUUAUGGAUCAGGGUCAUGUGGUACAUGUGGUGCAAAUGCUCAAUGUGUAACUAAUAAUAACAUUCAGCAAUGUGUUUGUUUAUCUGGCUUUACUGGGGAUGGAUACACAUGUACUCCAACAGUAUGUACUUCAUGUAGCGCUAAUGCUCAAUGCUUAAAUGUUAAUGGUGCUUUUCAAUGCGUCUGUAAUAAUGGCUAUAUUGGAAAUGGAAAUAUAUGCACACUUGAUAUAUGUAGUACAUGUAGCGCAAAUGCUCAAUGUUUAACUGUUAAUGGUGCUCAACAAUGUGUCUGUAAUAAUGGUUUCACUGGUGAUGGAAAAAUAUGCUCACUUGGAUGUGGUGUAGUUGGAAGAACCUGUGGUACAAAUGCGCAAUGUGUGUCUGUAAAUGGUGUUCAACAAUGUACUUGUUUGAAUGGUUAUUCUGGUGAUGGAAUUACAUGCACACCAUCUGUACCUAGCGUUUGUAAUAACUGUAAUGCUAAUGCUCAAUGUUUAACUGUUAAUGGUGUUCAACAAUGUGUCUGUAAUAAUGGCUAUAUUGGUAAUGGAAUUACAUGCACGUUUGAUAUAUGUAGUACAUGUAGCGCAAAUGCUCAAUGUUUAACUGUUAAUGGUGCUCAACAAUGUGUCUGUAAUAAUGGCUUCACUGGAAAUGGAAAUACAUGCUCACUUGGAUGUGGUGUAGUUGGAAGAACCUGUGGUACAAAUGCCCAAUGUGUGUCUGUAAAUGGUGUUCAACAAUGUACUUGUUUGAACGGUUAUACUGGUGAUGGAAUUACAUGCUCACCAUCAUCUAAUCUUUGUGGAUCAGUUGUAUGCAGUCCAUAUGCAGAUUGUGUUACUGAAUUUAAUUUGCCAGUUUGUAGAUGUAGACAAGGAUAUGUUUGUGGAGAUAAAUGUGUCACAAAUGGUUUAUGUUCAAAUUUUGCAACAUGCUCAGUUGUCAAUGGACUUGAAAAAUGUACAUGUGCUCCAGAAUAUUCUGGUGAUGGUUUAAGUGCUCCUGGAAGUACUGGUUGUAAAAGCAAAUGUGAACUUGCUGCUUGUCCAAUGUACUCUAGUUGCACCCUUAAUUCUGCUUAUGUAGCCUCAUGUCAAUGCAACCCCAAUUUUUUCAGCAACAAUGGUGUCUGUGCUGAUGUAAAUGAAUGUUUAACAUCUGGUUGGUGCCGUGGUGCAAAUACAUACUGUCUCAAUAGCAUUGGUGGUUAUUCUUGCGAAUGCCAGCCAAAUUAUCUUGUAAAUGCAUCAACAUCCGGGCGAGAUCGCAGUUGUCCAACUUUUCAAACAUGUUCUAUUGGGAAAACAUGUAAUUGCACCAACUUAAUAAAUCCUACCUCUGUUCCCUCUAUAACAUUCUUUUAUGGUGUCAAUGAUGCAAACCCAGCCACAGCUCUGCAAUUCUUGAAUAUCUGGUCUGAUGCAAAUGUAAAAGCAUACUGCAAAGCUACGGGAUGUGACCAAGGUAUGCUUGGAGACAUUGUAGCAAAUAUUACAAUAUACGUAAAAAGAGCAGACGAGAUGAUGAGUAAUUCAAUGAAUGCAAUGCAACAAGUUCGCGACUACAUUAAUUGCAACUCUUAUGAAGCACUUGAGCCAGCUUGGUGGAACUUGUAUGACGUGUUGAGCAGUCAGUAUAUUGUCUUUAAACAAGUGAGAAGAGAUCUCGAUAUGAAAUUGACAUUUAUGAUGGAUGAAAGUAAGAGAUGUGAAACUACGAAUGCAGAUUGGUUCCGUAAAUAUCUUGAAUGGCUUUCACCUGUCAAGUUUUAAAUACUUUUCUUCAUUAGCGAAAUUCGGCUAAAACAUGAGCUACCAUCGAAAUUUUGAAUUUUUAUGUAUAUAAGCUUGAAGCUUUUAGUUUUUUAACUUUUUAUUGCUUGUUUUCAAAAAACUGUUUUGUUAAUGACACUUAACGCGUCAAGUACACUGUAUUUUAAAGAUAAAUAUGUAUUUUAUAAAUAUUUACUGUUUUUAAUAAGUAAAAAAAAAACUUUGUAUCUACUGCAAAA